AUGAUUGAUGAUUGUGUGGUUAAUAUUGAAGAUAUUAAAUUAAAUAAUGAUAAUUUUAAUAAUAAUAUAGAGAAUAAUAAUAUUGACUAUAAUGAUAAUAAUAAUAAUAAAAAAGUUAUAGUUUUUACAGGCUCAACAGAUGGUAUUGGAAGAUCUACUUUAGAUGUUUUGGUUAAAAAUAAUAGUAAAGAAUUAAAGUUUAUUUUACCAGUAAGAAACAUAGAAAAGGGUGAAAGGGUUAAAGAUGAAUUAAAGUUAUUAAAUCAAGAUGCAGAUAUUACAAUUAUGAAAAUGGAUUUGGGGUCAUUCGAGUCAAUUAGAGGGUUUGUUAGAGAGUUUACUCAAUUAGAAAUACCAUUAGAUAUAUUGGUAAAUAAUGCAGGUUUGAUGGCCACAUCAUACAGUACUACCAUCGAUGGUUAUGAAACUACAUUUGCAGUAAAUCAUUUAGGCCCAUUUCUGUUAACCAAUUUAUUAAUCGACAAAUUAAAGCAAAGUGUCCAUGGAGGAAAUAUCGUAUUGGUUACAUCGGUGAUGCAUGAAAGAGAGAAAUUAGAUUUUGAUCAACUAAAUGUUAAAAAAAGCAAUUAUUCAUAUGUUUCUGCCUAUGGAAAAUCAAAACUAUGCAAUGUAUUGUUUGCCAGAGAGCUACAAAAGAGAUUGGACGAGGAAAACCCACAUAAUAGAGUCAAAGUCAAUUAUUUGCACCCAGGCUCUGCUAAAACCUCGUUAAGUCGGGAUUAUGGUUUUUUUGUGAAAAAUAUUAUACUACCAAUAAUAUUAUUUUUUAUUUCCAAUCCAUUAAAUGAAAUGGCCAAUAGCUUGGCUGCUUUGUCGUUAAAUAAAAAUAAUGAAAAAGGAAAAUACUUUUUUAUUAACAAAGAAAAAUCGCCAUCAGGGUUUGCCAGUGACUUUAACAAUUCGAAGAGGUUAUAUGAUGAAUCUUUAAAAUUAGUUCAAUUAUAA
Dictyostelium purpureum is the source of this 966-nucleotide messenger RNA. RefSeq lists its product as uncharacterized. Lineage: Eukaryota; Evosea; Eumycetozoa; Dictyosteliales; Dictyosteliaceae. The record is from RefSeq and is a predicted model, not a curated record. Bases 1 to 966 code for a protein of 321 amino acids. The transcript has a single exon.